Messenger RNA from Branchiostoma belcheri (Belcher's lancelet), 2208 nucleotides. Its product is annotated as TBC1 domain family member 24-like. The coding region runs from base 228 to 1883 and encodes 551 amino acids. Lineage: Eukaryota; Metazoa; Chordata; Leptocardii; Amphioxiformes; Branchiostomatidae. The transcript has 14 exons. The record is from RefSeq and is a predicted model, not a curated record.
UGUAUUACCCGUCAUCCCCCUGGCAGAUUUCCAAAAUGGCGCCUUUGGGUUGGGGAUUUAAAUUGCUGUCAAGGUUUUACGCCGAUUUUACAGCCUAGACGGCGCCAGAACCAUCGCAGAGAGGAAUAUAUCAACGCAAGCAGAGCCCAGAGGAAAAGUACUGAUUGACCACAGUGUUCAGGAGGAGACAAGGGUUUAAGUGACGUGGAUGCAGGAAGAAUAGCAGCAUGAAAGUUUUCACCUACGACGUGUCCACGUUUGAGGAGGGGCCGAGGAUAGGCGUGAACGGGGACUCCAAGCAGACGGAGGGAGUCUUGGUGUUCACCUCGUGGGUCGACAAGGGACUGCUGCAAAAGAACCUCUCCCUACCCCACGCAGAGGUGGACCUCACACACUUACCCAGUAGGGACAAAGACCUCAAGAAAUAUAUCAGGUCGUUGUCAUGGCAAUGGGACCUGACCAAUGGGGUGAGACCAGGCUUGUGGAGCCAGGUGGUUGCUAGGCUGCAGGGCCGCGCCCACCAACGAGAGGAGUAUGAGCAGUGCAAGAAGUCCCUCUUUGGAGAGCGGGGAGAGAUGAGCCCACCCCUCCCCACCCUAGCAGACAGGUCAGUGCAGUUCCCCUCGUACUUCCUGUCCCAGGGAGGUCUGUGUGUGGUGAGGAGGAUUGUCACAGUCCUGGCCUACCUGCACCCUGACAUCACCUGGUGUCCUGUACUCAUACCUGUCACCUGCGUGUUGCUGCACUACCUGCAGGAGGAAGUCAAGGUGUACCAGGCCGUUGCCAAUAUGUUGACUCACACUGGAAGGACAGAGAAAGGAGAGAGAAGAAUGUACCUGAUGGACACCAGGCUAUCCCACGAGGCUAUGAACAGGGUUUUCAGUGAUCUUGCCAAGAGAUACGCUAAAGCAGCUUAUGUAUUUUUGAAGGAUUUCAGUGAUGUGGAUGCAGUUAUGUCAGAAUGGAUCUGGUGGAUAUUUGGAGCUCUUCCAUUUGAAUAUGUGGUUCAUGUCAUGGAUUGCUACCUUGUGGAAGGAAUGAAGGUUCUCUACAGAGUGGGUGUUAUACUGCUGGUAAAGUGGCACAAACAAAUUAACGGUGCUCCACCCUCUGAUGUCCGACAGUCUAUCCAGGAUUGGUGCCGGAACAUCAGCUCACACAUCCCAGUCAAGGACAUUCUCAAGAAAGCUUUCAAAAUCAGGAACCUGUCCAGGAAGCUGUGCUCCACACUGCAGCAGCGCCACCUGGCGACUCUACAGAGGAAGGGCGCCCCGGCCAUAACCAUCGACAGCCCCACCCACACCGCCACACACGGCUCCAUCGCCCUUUCUCCUGUAGAGUCGAACGUACUGAACCAUGCACAGAUCCAUCAGCUGUGGUGCUGGCUGCCCCAGAGGUUCUCCCUGUACGAGCCUCGUGUCAUCUUCUCCAGCCACGAGGACGGGUACCACCUGAGGAACCUGUACCAGAAGUGUGCCGACAACCAGCCCAUCCUGCUGGUCAUCAAGACCAAGAACGAUGAGAUAUUUGGUGCAUUCAUCACAGAAAGCCUUGACUACACAGCUGACAAGAACAAAAGCCGGGCGUACUUCGGUACAGGGGAGAUGUUCCUGUUUUCCCUGACCCCGGGGCCGGUGAGAUACCCCUGGGUGGGGGUGGCAGACAGCGGGGACCUCAGCCCAUCCCAUAGUAUGUUCAUCUCGGCUGACAACACAAGUCUGGUCAUCGGGGGAGGAGAUGGGGAUGGCAUAUUUCUGGACCAAGAGAUGAACCGAGGUCACACCAAGAGAUGCAAGACCUUCAACAAUGCACCCCUGUGUGCCAGUGGGGACUUCCACUGUGUGUCUGUGGAGGUGUUAGGGUUACAGCAAGAAGACGAUUAAGGAUCAUGCCAUUGGAUAUGUUAGGGGUGGCCAAGAGACUUCUUAAAAAAGGAAUAAUUGUUACACAAAUCAAUUUCAUUCCUUCACAUUUACAAGUCUUAUUUGGUUAUCUUACAAUGUUCAGUACAACCUCCAUUCUUUCACUUUUUCACAAAAUAAUGGAAACUGAAAAAAAUGGUCCUGAUACCUUGAUAUUCUGUCCUAGUGAUUGAACUUUUAAAAAUUUCAAUGUUCUCCAAAGUUGUGUGUCAUUUUGCUUGCUAAAUGACAAGAAAAUGAAUAUUUGUCUCCUGUGAAUUAACAAUAUUGCUUUUUGGCAAUGUCA